Cydia pomonella (codling moth) is the source of this 2127-nucleotide messenger RNA. It is a transcript of the gene DNApol-epsilon58, whose product is annotated as DNA polymerase epsilon subunit 2. The record is from RefSeq and is a predicted model, not a curated record. The coding region runs from base 124 to 1701 and encodes 525 amino acids. Lineage: Eukaryota; Metazoa; Arthropoda; Insecta; Lepidoptera; Tortricidae. Gene Ontology annotation, cellular component: epsilon DNA polymerase complex. Gene Ontology annotation, biological process: DNA-templated DNA replication; error-prone translesion synthesis. The transcript has a single exon. Gene Ontology annotation, molecular function: DNA binding.
UGUCAUGUUGUCAAGCUGACGUUUAGUCGGAAGUGUUUUCGCGCGUAUGAUGUCCGGCGAACAGAACAUGUUAUUUUUAUAAAUAAACGCGGGUUUCGUGAACAUUAAGCAUAUUCUUAAACCAUGGGUGACCUGCAAAAGAUACGAUCGGAGGUCAACAAUGCGUUCAAGCUUAGCGGCUUCACAAUACGUCGCGAAGCUAGUACCUUCGUGACCGAAAUGGUUUCCUCUCUAACGCCGCGCGAAAGAACGAAAAUGAUCGACAAGUUAACCGCCCAUUUAAUGCACCAGUGUAUAUCUCAGCCUAUUUUAGAGAAGGAACAUCUAGAAACUGCCUAUAGGGAGUGUUCUACUGCCGGACUUGAAGAGACCGAAUCAGUACUAAGUGUGAUUGAUGACUUUAGUAUUCCUAAACUGGUAUAUGAUAACGAAAGGAAGAAGUUCAGUAAAAGCGUGGAUACCGACCGUCACUUGUAUCCAGAGCCUAAAUGGAAAGCUCAGUACUUGAUAGACAGAUAUACUAUAAUUUGGCAAAGGACUGUUAGAAACAAGUUGUUUGCUCAAGAAGUUCUGCCAUCUAUGGAGCAAGAGAAACGAUUUCAGUUGCGAAAAAUCGAGGUUCUACUUAGUUCUUCAAGUAGAGUUGACGAGGUUAUAGUGUUAGGUUUGUUAACUCAGUUAACUGAAGGGAAGUUCUACCUAGAAGACCCAACUGGGAGUGUAGAAUUAGAUAUGAAAGAAACUAGGUAUCAUUCAGGACUGUUUACAGAAAGCAGCUUUGUUUUAGCUGAAGGAUUCUUUGAAGACAAGGUAUUCCACGUCAUGGGUCUAGUUUUACCACCUUCAGAGAGCAGAGCAACAUCUUUAAACUAUUUCGGAAACUUGAACACUUUUGGAGGAAAGUCAAAGAACUUGUUAAAGAAUUCACAAAAUCUACUGAAAGUAGAGCAGGAGAAUGAAGACGGAAUGAUUAUUUUCUUAUCUGAUGUUUGGUUUGACAAUCUCAAAGUGAUGGCAAAACUAAAAACAUUAUUUACUGGUUAUAAUGAGUUCCCACCUAUCGCCAUUGUGUUUAUGGGAGAGUUUCUGUCAUGCCCUUAUGGGUACGAACAUAGUACACAGCUUAAAGCUGCCUUAAUCAAUUUGGCGGACAUGCUAUACCCAUUUACUAAGCUACGAGAAGUCUGUAAGUUUAUAUUUGUCCCCGGCCGAGGAGAUCCCGCUGCACCUAACAUCCUGCCUAGACCGCCAAUUCCAAACUCUGUUACAAAAGAAAUAAGGGAUAAAUUGGGAGAUACAGUAAUUUUUACUUCAAACCCCUGCAGAAUACAAUACUGCACACAAGAAAUAAUCUUAAUAAGGCAGGAUUUGGUAACGAAAAUGUGUAGAAACUCGAUACAUUUUCCAGAAACCGGUGAUAUACCAGACCAUUUGACGAAAACAUUGCUGAGUCAGUGCACUCUGUCUCCAUUGUCUUUAGGAAUACAACCAGUUUACUGGAGACACGCAGAUGCUUUAAGCUUGUACCCGAUGCCGGACCUGGUCGUGGUUGCAGACCACUUCCAGCCGUAUACAAGGGCAUACCAAGACUGCCAAAUUAUCAAUCCAGGAUCAUUCCCUAGGACAGAGUUUUCAUUCAAAGUUUAUAUUCCGGCUUCAAAGACAGUUGAAGAUUCACAAAUACCCAAAGAAGAUAGUUGAUGAAAAAUGUUGCAAAAAUCAAGAACAAUUAAUAUGGAAAAAUGUUUGUAUUUUACAAAAAAUUAAGAAGCAUGUAUUAAAUAGGUUCUUCAAUUUAAUUGAAUUUAUUAUAGCAGUGUUGCAAAACCAGUUGAAUAAAUUGAUGUAGGUACACAACAAUAUUUUAUAAAUCUUUGAUUUUUAGGUUUCUCAGUUAUAGGUAACUCGGAUGGAUUUUGAGUUAUGGUUCAUGAUGAUGUAAUUAGAACAUUGGCUCUGUGUGACUGAUAAGUGUCACUAAACAAAAAUUAAAUUAAUAACUAUGUUCAUUCCCAAGCUAAGUAGUGUACUAGAAAACACUUCUUACCUUACAAACUAUGCAGUUAACUGGUAGAGCCAUAUGGUUAUAGGGGAAAACUGGAAAAAUAAUACAAUUUAUGCAUUUUA